UAGUAAAAUAAAUAAAUAACAAAAAAUAUAAUAUUAACGUUUAUAUUACCAAAUUAGAACAUAAAUGACAACAAUUAUAGCUUUCUGCAUAUUAGCUGGAGCGCUCAAAGGACGAAUAAAUUUCAAACAAAUAGAUAAUGGAAGUGUUACCUUAGAUGGUUAUAUCAAAGGAUUAACCCCAGGAUUACAUGGUUUUCACGUUCAUCAAUAUGGAAAUUUAAGCAGAGAAUGCCUUGCCUCUGGAAUACACUUUAAUCCCACUGGUUUGACUCAUGGAAGCCCUGAUUCCCUUAUUAGACAUGUAGGGGAUUUGGGAAACAUCGAAGCAAGUCAAAGCGGAGAAGCUAAAAUAAAUAUAAAAGAUAACAUAAUUAGUUUAGAUCCAGCUAGCCGUUUUUCAAUCUUAAAUCGAGCUAUAGUGGUUCAUAAAAAUAAAGACGAUUUGGGAAAAGGUGGCAAUGAAGAAAGUUUAAAAACAGGAAAUGCGGGAGACCGAAUUGAUUGCUGCAUUAUCACCAGACAGGGCAAGUGAAUUCAGCUUCAAGCAAUAUGACAUCCAUUGCCAAUUCUAUUUUCCUUCUCUUUGUUCUUUUAUUAUUUACAAAAACAUGUGAUAUAUAAACAUCGAUAUUGACCCCAGAAAAAUUUAUUAAAUAACUUUAAA
Molecule: messenger RNA, 664 nt
Organism: Gordionus sp. m RMFG-2023
Lineage: Eukaryota; Metazoa; Nematomorpha; Gordioida; Chordodea; Parachordodidae
Product: superoxide dismutase [Cu-Zn]-like
Exons: 7
Coding region: 65-532 (155 amino acids)
Biological process (GO): superoxide metabolic process
Molecular function (GO): copper ion binding
Source: RefSeq, a predicted model, not a curated record